Neolamprologus brichardi is the source of this 2305-nucleotide messenger RNA. RefSeq names its product refilin B (gene rflnb). Gene Ontology annotation, molecular function: filamin binding. The record is from RefSeq and is a predicted model, not a curated record. Gene Ontology annotation, biological process: actin filament bundle organization; negative regulation of bone mineralization involved in bone maturation; skeletal system morphogenesis. Gene Ontology annotation, cellular component: actin filament bundle. NCBI's taxonomy places the organism in Eukaryota, Metazoa, Chordata, Actinopteri, Cichliformes, Cichlidae.
UGUUCGUGGAGCUGAAAGCCCCCUUUGAAGGGGGAAGAAGUUUGAAGAGGACCCGCGGGCAGCAGGACAAGCUCAGUGUUUCUUAGAAACAAACCUGCUCAAGUCUCUCUGAAUGUCUUCACCGUGGAGGUGGCAUAAAGUGCUCGGCGUUUUUGAGAUGUUAAGAUAAAGAAGUUUGAAAGCUCGAGUUUCUGGCUUUGGAGUUGUGGAGGGAAGGAAACUGAUUUACCGCCUGGUUGAUGACUUUUCCAGCGUGCAGCCGUGAAUGCUGUCCGGGAAGAGGUUAGCAGCUACACCGCGGGACUCUGUGACGGAAUAAUUAAGAAGAAGAAGAAUACGGCGGACUGCGCGCUGGAAGGAAUCCUCUUUUGUAACCUGUCUCUUACUCGCUGGGAUUUUGCAACUUGUACCUAGAAAUGGUUGGCAGUUUGAACUUGCCAAAUUUAUGUGAAGGAGAUCCUCUGGAUAUGAGUUGCAGGGCUGAGAGAGGACUUGAUAGCCCGGACUCUGGCUUACCCCCUAGUCCGAGCCCCAGUGCCUGGCUGCUGCCUGUGUCCGCAGAUAAAGCCGGUGGAGUGAGCUCUGUGUCUGAAGACGAAGGAAGGGUCUCCCUGGUUCCAGCUUUACCUGCUGGAUCUUUCCCACAGCUACACCCGCUGUCCUUUGGGGAAGGCAUAGCACUUGAUCCAUUACCACCAAAGGAAAUGAGAUACACCUCCUCAGUGCACUAUGACUCAGACCGCCACUUCAUCCAGAAUGUCAGCCUGGAGCCGUGGGGCCAAAGCCUCGAGCACUGCAGGCAGACCGUUAUGGCUGUGUCCAACAGCACCUGGCGCCACUACGUGACACAGCUAGAGUUCCAGCCUCGCCAUCGCCCCAAGCAGUUCAAGAGCACCACCAUCAUCUACCCCAAGAAAGCCAGCACCAUCUAUACCACAGAGCUGAGCUACAACUGUCACCGGCUGUCCAGGCGUUUCCUCUCCAGCGUAGAGUUGGAUGCUGUGGCCAACAGAAAGUUACCUCAGUGAGAGUGGAAUCACGGGGGGAGAUGGCCGGGGACAUGCUGUCAUUCCCUCGGCCCCUAAAUUGGUGCUCCCUUAAGGCUAGUUGCCACUGACCUGCUGUCUUGUCUUUUUUUAACACUUGUGUAGCCUGCUAUCAUUUUAAGAAGUGUGUUUAUAUAACAUGUUACAGAGAACAAAGCAGGUAAGACAUGGUUUGAGUAGAUUAAAUAUUCAGACCAUGUCAGGACAUGUUUAUAUCCCUGCCAAUGAAUGAAGCUCUCCACUAGCAUGGGUAUUACUUUUGAAUGCUUCAGGUUGUAGUUGGUUGAAAGGUUUCCAGAGGUGUAAUGAUGCGUUGUUUUUAUUAGCUGUAGAAACAAUAUGGACCAAAAUGAGGACAAUGCAUAUUUGCUCUGAGCAAAUUGUGUUGCAUUAAGCUGGUCAAGCGUGUGAGUGGCUUCUUUAAAAAUUAUCUUUAAAGCGAUUAGGCUGUAGCUAAAGACAGGAGCACCUUUUAACACUGCUGAGGAUGUUCAAGGAGCAGAAGAGCAGUAAACACUUUUUUUUUUUUUUUUUAUUAAAUAUAUAUGCUUAAAAAAAUAUAUCACUAACUUAUCCACACUGUACAAAACGGCUGGUUUUGUUUUGUUUUUUUGUGCACAGCCAACAACUUAAGCUCUUUGCAAGCCUUGCCUCUAGCUACUGUUAAAGGCCGCACUUAAUAUUGUAUGAUGUAAAUAUUGAUGGAUUAAGGAAACUUCUCUAUUCAUAAUCGUGUGUAAGCUUAAACUGAACAAGCAGGUAGUUUAGAUGAAUCACGAGUGUGGAGUUUACUGAAGUGGAUACUAUGUUGGUAUACUUUACUAGCUUACUAGUCAAAGUAACAAGCUGCAUUCCCCUGCUACAACUUUUCCUGUGACCUGUUUGGAGUUUGUAUUUAUCUUGUUGAUAUUUUGGAUCUGACUUUUUUAUUAUCAGAUGGUUAAAUGAGUCUCUACACAAAUGUGGUGUGCUGAGGAGUAUUUUUGUAAUUUCUUUUUAAAAUUUUAAUUGGUGUAUUGGUUGACUCUUCUUUUCCCCCCCCCGCAUCAGUCACAUAUUCAGUGCCAGUUUAAAAUAAAGAGAUUUGUUAAAAGAACAAGAUGUAUGUUUUAUAUGGAGUGAGGAAAAAAAUGACUGACCUCUAAUUUACAUUUGUAAACUGUUUUGAACUAUUUCAUGGUCACAGACCAAAUGCUAGUUAGUGUCUAACCUAUUGUCCAGACAAUGCCUUGUUAAAUCUGAAGAUCUAACUUAAGUAA